CACGAACCAUGGCCAAUUCACAAUAAUCUACUACCAAACUGUAACCAACAUGCCGCGUCAUCAUCAUCUCCUCCGUCGACACCCCGCACCAGACACCUCCUCCCCCUCCGACAGCACCACCCCCCACCACGCACCGCAACAACCACCCCCGGCGCCCCAACGCGCCAAUCGCUCGCGCCUCGGCCACCACGCGCAAUUCCAAACUCCUCCGUCCCAAGGCCUCUCCAUUCCCACGCUCCAUCCUUCCUCCGGAACCUUCGACCCCGAUCAUCCCCUCCACAGUCACCCCAGCCAGCAUGCAGCGCACAACCCCGCCGCAACGGCCGCCCUGUUCUCCCUCUUCGGACGCGGCGUGCAUGGCCGUCCGCCCAACCACCCAGCGGACCAAAUGAUGGACGAUGAGGAUGUUGAAGAUGAGGAAGAAGAGGAGGAGGACGACGCUAUCCCAGAAGAGUACGACGGGGUCGGAUUCAGCCAUGAGACAACACUCAGUUCCAUCGCCCAUCAACGUACCCGGCACCGACGGCGGCAGUUCCAGCGGUCUAUCUCCGAGGAGGAUGGAAUGCUUCCUGUUCAUGAUGUGGAUGUGGCGGAGCCUUCUGAUAUCGAGGAAGAAGACGAAGAAGAAGUGGAACAUGAUGAGCAGGUCGAAGGGGAUGAAGAGGAUGUGGAGAUUGAGCCGGAGGCUGGUAGUGAGUCGGAGAUGCUACAUGAGCGAGAAAAAUCCCCAACCCCCCUCCCCGCUAACCUCCGCGAAAUCUCCUCCCUAGCCAGUUGGACCGUCUCGACACAUAAGCCCGGCUGUGGCGUGACUGCUCUCCGUCAUCCGUCUCCAACGCAGUACUGGCAAUCCGAUGGUCCGCAACCGCAUACCCUCACUUUGCACUUCUUCAAGCUGGUGGCUAUUGUGCGCAUCAGGGUGUAUUUGGAUUUCGAGAUGGAUGAGAGUUAUACACCUACUAAGAUGACUUUUCUGGCGGGUAUGGGCGGGAAUGAUCUGGUUGAGUUUGCUAAUUGGGAAGGUGAGGGGCCGUGUGGGUGGGUUGAUGUGGAGUUGGAGGGGGUGGGAGGGAGGAGUGGGGGGUGGGUUACUACUAGUGCGCAGAGGCAGGGUGGUGCUGGUGCUGGUGGCGCUGGUGGAGGGAAGAAGAAGAAGAAGUCGGGAAGGAGGAGGAAGGGGAAGGGAAAGAGAAGGGGCGGGUUUAUCUUUGAGGAUCCUGACGUUGAUGUGGAUGAGGAUGAAGAUGAGGAUGAUGACGAUGACGACGACGAAGAGGAUGAUCCGUAUGCGGGAAACGUGCUCAAGGCCAUGGUCAUCCAGAUGCGAAUCAUUGAGAAUCAUCAAAACGGCAAAGAUACGCAUGUGCGCGGGUUCCAGGUGUUUGCCAGAGAUGAUGAGAGGAAGAGGGUGGGGAAUGCGCCGUCGGCGUCGGCGGAUGGUCGUGUCCGGAGACACAGUGCCAGACGGUCAUUGAGAGCCAGUACGCAUGAGGAUAUGGAGCGUGAUGGUGUUUCCAAGGUGGUGACGAGUUUGGAGGAGCCGGAUUGGAUGGGCGAGCCUGUCAUUCGGUAGUAGUAGUCAUUCAUUGUCAGACUCGAUUGAUAGCAUUUCGCGGAGUUUUAGAUACCCCCCCCCCCCUUU
Aspergillus piperis CBS 112811 is the source of this 1642-nucleotide messenger RNA. RefSeq names its product anaphase promoting complex subunit DOC1. The record is from RefSeq and is a predicted model, not a curated record. Gene Ontology annotation, biological process: anaphase-promoting complex-dependent catabolic process; protein K11-linked ubiquitination. The coding region runs from base 50 to 1573 and encodes 507 amino acids. The transcript has 2 exons. Gene Ontology annotation, cellular component: anaphase-promoting complex. Lineage: Eukaryota; Fungi; Ascomycota; Eurotiomycetes; Eurotiales; Aspergillaceae.